UGCUCCAGCAUAUUCUUGGCCGAGCAUGUGGGGGAGGAAAGGUUGUCGACAUUUGGGAGAUAAGGAGAGAGACUUGCUUGUCCUGUCGAGGUCUCUCUUGUCACAGCUCUGCCCUCCAGGCUCUGACCUCUGCCUGGAUGACUGCAAACCAACCUGGAGACGCUCACAUGGAGGAGGAGGGAAGAAAAUAUUCCGCCCGCCAACCUGCACCACAAAAGCAAGAGAGAGAGAGAAAUAAGGACGUUAGAGCAAUUGCAGGCUAGAAGCAAACAUCUACAUUUGCUGAUAGUUUUUUUUUUUGUAGGAGGAGGAGGAGCUGAGCGCGGAGAGGAGAGGAGAGGAGCAGCGAGAGGAAGGCAAAGGAGAGGAGGUGAGGGAUGGAUGAGAGGAGAGGAAAGGAGGCUUCAUGGAAAUAGAUGAGUAUGAAUUCCAAUGAGGGGUGAAGACGUUCCCAAUAGGAUUAACUCCCUGUGAAGUCAUGAGUGCCCAAACCACGGGGAGCCCCAGCACAGAAGUGAUGGUGGUCUCCAAGGAGAUGGCAUUGCUCAGCAACAUACUGACAGCUUACACCUUCAUCGCAGACCAACCUGAGAGGACAGCGCUGGUGUUUCUGGGCGGCGUGAGCAUCGGUCUUCUUGUCACGCUCUGUGCCAUCGUCUUCCAGAUCCACUGCCGGGCCGACUGUCACUAUGGCAACAGCAAACACCCUCGCCAUCAUCACCACCACCAUCACCAUCACCACCGUCACAAGCGUCACCAGCACCAUCACGUUUGUCAGCACCACCAGCUAGGAGACGGUAACCCUGACAACACGGCUGCCAUCACCUCAGUGGGCGGGCGGCCGGGCGGGGACAGCGAAUCUGAGGACUGGGAUGAGGCCACGGACAUGUCGUCACGGAGACGCAGACGCUUUGAGAGAGCCCUGCUGCAUGCUGGCAUGUUUACGUCGGCUGAGGACUUGGACCGGGCCCAGAGGCUGGAGGAGCGGGAAAGGAUCCUGAGAGAGAUCUGGAUGAAUGGACAACCAGACAUCAGCACGGUCACUCAGAGUCUCAACAGAUAUUACUGACAAGACACACACACGUAAACACAUUCACUCACACUGAAGGAUGGAAGAGGAACUUAAAGGACACACAAAGUGACAUUCACACUGGAAUUGACGUCAUGGUCUGUCUGAUGAACCUGCUGUUGUUAACAGUAAAUUGACGUUCCCAACGCAGUUGAAAAGGUGCUUUUGUAUACAGUUAGUUGGGAAUGUGUUGCUGUUAAAAACAUGCACAAUCCAGUCUUGUUGGUCCCUUAGGAAUCUGAAAAUAAUAACAAUAAACAAUAAGGGAGUAAUGAUGACAUGAUGGUUUUAAUCCGGUGCUUUUACUGUUGUUGUAUUUUUGAUUCUUUAAAUAAAGUGA
Dunckerocampus dactyliophorus (ringed pipefish) is the source of this 1409-nucleotide messenger RNA. RefSeq names its product eva-1 homolog A (C. elegans) (gene eva1ab). The transcript is spliced from 4 exons. Lineage: Eukaryota; Metazoa; Chordata; Actinopteri; Syngnathiformes; Syngnathidae. The record is from RefSeq and is a predicted model, not a curated record. Bases 479 to 1069 code for a protein of 196 amino acids.